Molecule: messenger RNA, 3730 nt
Organism: Motacilla alba alba
Lineage: Eukaryota; Metazoa; Chordata; Aves; Passeriformes; Motacillidae
Gene: TAFA4
Product: TAFA chemokine like family member 4
Exons: 6
Coding region: 1286-1975 (229 amino acids)
Molecular function (GO): receptor ligand activity
Source: RefSeq, a predicted model, not a curated record
GUACCCCAGACAGCAAGACGAGACCUUUCUUCCUGCUAAUUUGUGAGUCCUGUCCUCUAAAUCUUUCCAUUUCCCAUCAGUACAUCCCCUUCCCUCCCUUUUAGCCACAUCUGCAUCUCGCAUUCCUUUAUGCAACCUCGGAGCGCCUUCCUGCUUCUGCCUUUUCUCUCUCCCCUUUCUAGGCUCACUAGAGGUCUGGAGGGGUGUUAAGUGUCAGGAACAGUAGGCAAGAAGGUGACAGGUAAAGAAGCUCCUCAGGUAAGGAUUGAGAUGGAGAGAUGUGGUCUCAUGCUGUGAGCUUGCUCCCUCCUACAUUGCAAGUCCUGCUGAUUAAAAGAGCAUAGCUGAAUUGUGCCAACGUGGGAUGAGGGAGAGCUAAGGCUGGGGAUUUGCACCCUUUCUUUCAGGUUAAGUGAAUUUUUCCAGGAUGUGAGAGUCUGCUUCUGGAUUAUUAAUUUUCUGUGAACAGUGGUGUGGAAGCUGCUGGGAUAUUUACUGCUUUUCACAUAUGGACUAGAGAACUUGCACAAAGACAACUCGAAAGGCAAUUUGCCAUUCCACAACAGUAGCCAACAAGGGUUUUCCCGUGAUAAAAGUCGUUUGCUCUGUUCCACAAGGCAUUUUUUUCAGUGAUUCUUCCAAUUAAAGGAAUGUUUGUCCAGGAGGAUGACGAAUUGUAUCACAACAGGAUUUAGGUAAUAUAGCCGAGAUCAACCUACUGUUGCACUGAGCCCUGUGGUUACCUACGGUGAGACACUGCCCUCUCUCACAGAAAUGAGACUCGAUUCUACGCAUAUUUAAGUGCUGACAGCCCCCGAAGCAUUUAUUUGGACGUCACUGUUUAGGUGAGCAGCAGAGCCACGGGAGAAUCUCAGGCUGUAAAGUGGAGGGAUAAAGGUGGCGCAGAGUCAGUGGCAGAGCAAGGAGGAGACUCCGAUUCCCGGGGGCUGCUGGAAAGGCAAAGUGACCCCGACUUUGUAGCCAGGGAAACACCGGCUUUCAUUUGGAACAUUUAAACCAAAUUUGUGAAGAUGAUGAGUUAUUGAUAACCCGCAGGACUGCGGACAUGCAAUAAGAGGAGUGGGGAGGUUACGGUCUCAGCCCCCGCUCCCUUCUCAAGUUGCAGCUGUCUCCGAAAGAUGCUGCGAACUCCGGCCCGGCUGCGAGCCAGGAAACAUCUCCCGCGUCUUCCCUCGGCUGAGCAGCGAGCAGUCGGAUGCUGAAAUAAGGUCCCCGAAGUGAAGGAAACAUUCUGAGAUGCAGAAAGGCUUAUUUGCUGCUGCAAAUGGGAAUCUGGAAUAACUAUGAAAAACACACUGAAAUAAUUGUGUUUGACUGGAACAAAAUUCUUGCAAAGUCCCCAAGGAUGAGAUUCUGUGCCAAAUCAAUGCUUCUGUCUGACUGGCUCUUUCUGCUCUAUGUGUUAAUGGUCUGCUGUAAAUUGUUGUCCGCCUCUAGUCACCAUCCCCGGGGGCACACAGGCCAGCACCAAGUGAAGCAAGGCACGUGUGAGGUGGUGGCCGUGCACCGGUGCUGCAACAAGAACCGCAUCGAGGAGCGCUCGCAGACCGUGAAGUGCUCCUGCUUCCCGGGCCAGGUGGCCGGCACCACGCGGGCCCAGCCCUCCUGCGUGGAAGCUUCCAUUGUCCUGCAGAAGUGGUGGUGUCACAUGAACCCCUGUUUGGAUGGAGAGGACUGUAAAGUACUACCAGACUAUUCAGGUAACACGGUAGCAAAGGCUGAACCUGAGGGGCGCUCCCAGAACUAUGGCACGUGGAACUGUUCCUUGGCUCUUACACAGAGACCCUUUUUUGUCACGCUGUUAUUGACUUCACCCUUUGAACUUGCAAAGGAGUUGGGAAAAGGACAGGACUUCUCCUUUCAACUGUGGCUGCAGUUUCUGAACCUGGAUUUUGCUACUCAGUGGUACAUCACAAUCUCACAAGAAAAAACAGGGAGAUUUGGUUCUACCUGAAAUGCACCUUGGAUUCCCAAGGACCUGAGACCUGGCUGAAAAUUGUGGAAGAACACUCCUGAGCUUCUUGUGGUGCACCAAGGAUAAGACUUUCCUAAUGACACAAAGAUAUGUAAAAUUGUUUUAAAUGAGUUUAGGUCAUGAAUGUAACUUAAGGGAUCAUAGAAAGAAAAUGCUGACAUUAGAACUGGUACAGAUGAUCUCAAGGUAUUUUCAACCUAUGUGAUUCUAUGGAUUUGUCUGAGGUGUUUCUUGCAUACAGUACAGCAUAAAAAUACAAAGCUGAUCCCAGUGAAUUGAUGGGACUGUGUUAGAAAAUUAUGUCUUAGUGUAUUUUCAACUGUAAUUUAGUACCUAUCAAGGUGGUCUGAAGGUGAAAAGAUGGAACUUAUAGAAUUAGUAGCAAUUAUUGUAGGGCAAACUUUGGUUGUAGCUGUGCAAUUAGAUUUAUUUCCUUAGAUGUAGGUCUAGGUAGUUUAACCUUUACAUUGAUAAGUGGUGGCAGGAAAGCAUGAGGAAGAGAUAAAAUUUGAAAGCAGGCAUAGUUUUUCUUGUCCUAAAAUAAAUCCAUUCUCUAGGGGAAUAGCAAAGUAUACAUAUUCCUUGCCUCUUUGAAUCUAGAUAUGGAAAAGAAUUUAGCCAUUAGCUAGAAAUAUUCAUGGAGAUGCCUCAAAAAAAAGGAGAGCAGGCUUGUACUGCAUAAGGAAGUCUCACUGGAAGGGGAGUAAUUUGUUUGGAUUUUCAUUGCUUUGGUUAUAUCCUAAUAGGUAACAUACUUAAAAUUCAUAAGCAAAAUUCUAGAUAAAAGUGAAUCUUCAGUUUCAAUUAGUUCUUGUUUAGAAUGAUUAUAAUAAUUAAAUGUCCAGUUCCUUGACAGACUGAAUUUCCAAGUGGUUACAUUUUGAGACACAUAAUUGUUCCCUAUUAUUGUAGAUGCAUUUCAUGCUCUUUUCCUUAUUUGCCUGUUAGAGUUUUUUUGUCAUCAGUCUUCAUAAAUAGAAUAGAGGGCAGAGGUGAAGCUGCAGCCAGUCUGCUCCCCCUGACAUUGCAGCAGUCUGGAGUGCAGUGGUGCAGAUGAACUGCUGGUGACCCAGAGACAGAAGUCAUUGUUAUGCUUUAUGUAAAUAUUGGGGUAACAAUGCACAUCCAAUUUUUAUAUAGACUGAAAGGUGGAAAAAAAAAAAAGCUGUCUAGUACUAAUGUAAGUCAUUGUGCAUAAGCUCUCUAGUGUAUGGGAAAGAUCCCAUCAGCAGUGGGAAGCUGUUCAGGCUCAUAAUUAUCAACUUCUGAUUUGCUGGAGUGAGUGGGAGCAUUCAGCCAGUUAAUUCCACCAGAGUCAGGGGUGGAAGGAUCUGGCCCUGUGUUUUUUUGGUUUUGAUUUCCUUGGUUUAGGUCACUUUCAAUUGUGUGUAUGAUUACAGCUGGGAUCAUAGUGGUCAUUGUACUCAGUGACAAACAAACAAGAGAUUUUCUGCUCUGUGCUUGGACAGCUGAACAGUUAAUAGACUCUGCUUGCCCCAAUGAGCUCUACAUUCCCAAUAUUUUUCCAUUGUUUUGUUUUUCUGAUUAAAUUUUAAAAUUACCUUUACUAUUUCUAUUGUUUGUCUGCAUAUAUAUUCAUGGUGUCAUCAGGGAAGAUCUAUUUCAUUUGCUAUUUGUACAGUAUUGACCUGUAACUGGAAUUUAUUUAUCUCUUUUGGAAAGUGUUCUAUGGCGAUGUUUAGUUAAAACCAUUGCUGAGAUGUUCUAGGUGGG